Molecule: messenger RNA, 1341 nt
Organism: Lolium rigidum
Lineage: Eukaryota; Viridiplantae; Streptophyta; Magnoliopsida; Poales; Poaceae
Exons: 2
Source: RefSeq, a predicted model, not a curated record
AUGGGGAGGAGACUGCCGACUUUUGCUCCGGCCAGGGCGGCGGCGGGAAGGAAGCGAAAAGGCGCCACCUUGGCAACGCUCGCCGCGUGCAAGCGCCCUGCGCCGGCGCAAGCAAUCGGCGGCUGGGCGUCCCUGCCCACGGACAUAGUUGGCCUCAUCACCUGCCGUAUCCUCGACGGCGACGUGGUAGAUUACAUCUCCUUCCGCGCCGUCUGCUCCGACUGGCGCGCCUGCACGCCCAGGCCGUGCGACCCUACUCUUCGGGAUCCCCGCCUCCGCCCCCGCGACUGGGUCGCGAUCUGCGACGGCGACGCCGUCCGCCCAGACGAUGCCGGACAGAUCGUCUUCUUCCAUACGCGCACGGCCAGGCGUCUCCCCGUCCUCCUCCCGGAGCUCCGGGGCUACAGGAUCGUUGGCUUCACUGACGGCCUCCUCAUCCUGGUGCACAAGCGCACCACCAAGGUCCGCGUGCUGCAUCCGUUCACGCGCGUCGUGGUCGAUCUCCCGUCCCUCGCCCCCGUGUAUCACGAGUUGGUCAGGCAGAAGAAGCUGCUCGACAUGAAUGCAGCAGUAUGCAGCAGCGCAUCCUCUGCGACCUCCAUCGCCGUGGUGGUCUGGUUCCUCUGCACAAAUGUGGUGCUCGCCGCCGACCCAAAUUCAGAUUGGGAGGUCCUCCACCGAGGGCUUCAUGUUCGGAGCACCUUGCCCUUCCAAGGAAGGCUCUAUGCCACCAGCCUGUGUUCAAACAAGAUCCUGCAGCUAUACCCUCCUCCAAGACAAGAAGCCGAGAACUCCGUGGUCGUUGGCCAUGUUCCAUAUUUAGCUGACCGCGUGGAUUGCGAUUUUCUACUCAUAGAGUCUGGUGGAAAGAUGCUGCUCGUCAUCCAGCACCCAGAUCCUGGUACAAAUUCUUUGGACUGGUUGCGGCUACUAGCCUUCAAGCUCUAUGAAGUGGAUGUGAACAGCCACCGCUGUAAGCUUAUCCCGGUGAACAGCUUAGGCGACCGUGCACUGUUUCUCAGCGGCGACCGAUGCCUGUCUGUUUCAGCCAGUGACCUCCCCACCUUGAGCAGCAACUCCAUCUAUUUCAGUCUACCUCAGGACCCCAUUGUGAUGCAUUCGCUGGGGACUGGUUUAUCCGAGCUGUUAGCAGAGUCCUGCCAAAUACAUGACAGGAAGGAUAGGAUCCGCCCAUCUGUACGCCCCUUCACCAUUGCUGAUCAUCUUAUCACCUACUGCAAUCCUCGUGAGUGGUCUAAAGGACUCAUGUUCCAUGAGUACCAAUACAUACCUCAAUCGUUCAAGGAACUGCUUAAGAACAUCAAGGCACAAAACGCGCAG